AUGCAGAAGAUUGACUUGGUCUCUCGUCUACCAUUCGAGGUCCUCCUCUUGAUUUUUGAGGAGGCUACCCACGCAGCCACGCCUCAGAACUUCUCUGCCGAUCUACAUUCCUUAGCAUCGUUCUGUUGCGUUUCAAAGCGAUGGAACACUGUGGGAAUGACCCCUUCGCUGUGGUCAACCAUCUGCGUUACCCCCACAGAAAGUCCAUCGAUUGAUAUUUGCAUUCAGAGAUCUCGUCGCUCGCCUCUCACCAUCGCCGUCGAAUACGGUUACGACUCCACGGCGGACGGUAGAGCCACGCUGCUCUCAACAUUUUCUCGUUUACACGAACAUAUCGGUAGAUGGCGAUUCCUCCGUAUCUCGGCUCGCCGCCAGUACCUUCGAGGUCUCCUAUCAUUGCUGGAGUGUGCGUCUGCCCCCCGUCUAGAACAUCUUCAGCUCGCUCAAAAUGAAACCAAAUUUUCGCCGGUCGAUAUUGGGCCCCUCUUUAAUAUCUUUAUGGGUGGCCUACCCUCGCUAAAAUCUCUCCGAACCUUUGGGUUCAUUCCUGUAACCAAGGAGUCGUUCGAGCGGCCUUCCCUGUCCCGCCUCGAAAUUGUUCGCGCUCUCAACCAUCCUUGUGAAUGGGGUCAAUUCUACGACUUUCUUGCCGCACCAAGAAAUCUCACUCACCUCGCAAUCUCAACUGGUCGAGUAGGCCUUGUCCCUAACACUACGUAUCCCAUCAUUGAUUUACCCAAUCUCCGCUCCCUAUGUUUAACCUACGGUUCAAGCGACACUCAGUCUACGAUUCUCAAUAUCCUUGAUGCGCCAAAUUUGGAGCGUUUAGAAGUCAGCUGGAUUUCAGACUGGGACGUCUUUCUCCAUUCCCUUGAGAGCCUGUGCGAAUGCCACCCCACUCGAUUCCCACACGUAACCACUCUCAUAUUCCACAAAAUCGUAUACACCCCGACCUUCGAGGAUUAUCGGCUAUUCGAGGCAUUCCCGAAUUUGAAAUGUCUCGUUUUGGAUGCAGUACAGGACGUCGAGACUUUCUAUGAAGCCAUCGAUUCGCUGUGGGAAGACGAUGUUAGCGGCGACCGUUCCUAUCCUUGGCCAAAGCUAGAGGGAAUUCUCGUAACAGGUAACGAUGUUUCACAGGAUGUCGCCAGUUACAUCCCAACGAAGCGCCCGAUAUCAGGGCAGGCACUGGGGACCUAA
Molecule: messenger RNA, 1200 nt
Organism: Pleurotus ostreatus (oyster mushroom)
Lineage: Eukaryota; Fungi; Basidiomycota; Agaricomycetes; Agaricales; Pleurotaceae
Exons: 1
Coding region: 1-1200 (399 amino acids)
Molecular function (GO): protein binding
Source: RefSeq, a predicted model, not a curated record